This is a messenger RNA of Zonotrichia albicollis (white-throated sparrow), 4718 nucleotides long. NCBI's taxonomy places the organism in Eukaryota, Metazoa, Chordata, Aves, Passeriformes, Passerellidae. The record is from RefSeq and is a predicted model, not a curated record.
AAAUGAAAAUUUAGAAAAACCUUUGCCAAAUAAAGAAGAUGGGAGCGAAUAGCAGCAGCAUCAGUGAGCUUCCAGAAAAUGAGUACUUACAGAAACUGUCAGGGUCAGAGCCCAUCUCUGAGAAUGACCCGUUCUGGAAUCAGCUUCUGUCUUUUAGCUUCACCACUCCAACAAACAGUGCUGAUUUAAAGCUCUUGGAAGAAGCCACAAUCUCAGUCUGCAAGUCUUUAGUUGAGAAGAAUCCUCGAACAGGAAACCUUGGAUCGUUGAUUAAAGUUUUUCUUUCUAGAACCAAAGAGUUAAAAAUUUCAGCAGAAUGUCAGAACCACCUCUUUAUCUGGCAGGCUCACAAUGCACUGUUCAUUAUUUGCUGUUUGCUGAAAGUAUUCAUCAGUCGAAUGUCAGAAGAGGAGCUGCAACUUCAUUUUACUUACGAAGAGAAAGCAGGACCAAGCUCAUAUGGAACAGAGUGCGAAGACCUUAUAGAGGAGUUGCUGUGCUGCCUCAUCCAGCUCAUUGUUGAAAUUCCCCUCUUGUACCCCUGUCAGCACACAGACAGUAACUGGUGGAAAUGGUUGUGCUCAUGGUACAGGGGAAGGUACAGUGGAGGUGUCACUUCAGCUCUGGGAGAUAUUACAUACAGCAUUUCCUUGGAAGCCGUGACAACUCUCAUUGUGUUCCUCUCCUGCCAAUUAUUCCACAAAGAGAUCCUGCGAGAGAGCAUCAUUCACAGAUACCUGAUGCAUGGUCGAUGUCUCCCAUACACCAGCAGACUUGUGAAAACUUUGCUGUAUAAUUUCAUUAGACAAGAGAGAAGCCCUCCUCCAGGGACCCACGUCUUUCAGCAGCAAACAGAUGGAGGAGGACUGCUCUAUGGAAUUGCAUCUGGGGUGGCAACUGGCCUGUGGACAGUCUUCACGCUGGGUGGGGUGGGCAGCAAAGCAUCGGCACAGCUGGAGCAGUGCUCCCCUCUGGCCAGCCAGAGCCUGCUGCUGCUGCUGGUCCUGGCCAACCUGACUGACACUCCAGACACCCCAAACCCCUACAGACAAGCCAUCAUGUCCUUCAAGAACACACAAGAUAACACUGCUUUUUCGUCAUCAAAUCCACACGCUUUCCAGAUUAACUUUAACAGUUUAUACACAGCUUUAUGUGAUCAGCAGAAAUCUGAUCAAGCCACUCUUCUCCUGUACAUGCUUCUGCAUCAGAACAGCAACGUGCGCACCUACGUGUUGGCACGGACAGACAUAGAGAAUCUGGUUCUGCCAAUUCUUGAAAUCCUGUAUCACGUUGAAGAAAGGAAUUCACACCAUGUUUACAUGGCCCUUAUCAUUUUGCUGAUCCUCACUGAGGAUGAUGGCUUCAACCGAUCCAUUCAUGAAGUGAUACUGAAAAACAUUACUUGGUAUGCUGAGCGUGUCCUAACAGAGAUCUCACUUGGGAGUCUUCUGAUACUGGUUGUGAUAAGAACCAUCCAGUACAACAUGACACGGACAAGGGACAAAUACCUUCACACAAAUUGUCUGGCAGCCCUAGCAAAUAUGUCGGCACAGUUCCGCUCGCUUCAUCAGUAUGCUGCUCAGAGGAUCAUCAGUUAUACCUGCCGCCACUUGCGGAGAUAUGUGUAUGUCUUGGACAAACUGUAUUUCCCCCACUCCCACUGCUCUACGCUGCAGCAUUGCUUCUCGACCCUCAGUGACAAUGGAGAGGAACUCUUGUCUUUAACUUGUUCUCACAUUCUCAGAUCCUAUGCUUCCAGUCUAUUUUCUCUGUUGUCUAAAAAACACAACAAAGUGCUGGAGCAAGCCACGCAGUCCUUGAGAGGUUCCUUGGGUUCAAACGACUCUCCACUUCCUGAUUAUCACUUUUGGGAGAUGUCUGAUUGCCUUCACUUCUCUGAAACAAAGUUGAGACACGCACAAGACCUGAAUGUGAUUGAGGAAGUGAUCCGGAUGAUGCUGGAGAUCAUCAACUCCUGCCUGACCAACUCCCUCCAUCACAACCCCAACCUGGUGUACGCUCUGCUCUACAAGCGCGAUCUGUUCGAGCAGUUUCGGACUCACCCCUCCUUCCAGGACAUCAUGCAAAAUAUAGACCUGGUGAUCAGCUUCUUCAGCUCCCGAUUAGAGCAAGCUGGAGCUGAGCUGUCAGUGGAGCGAGUUCUGGAAAUCAUCAAGCAAGGAGCUGUUGCUUUGCCCAAAGACAGGCUAAGAAAGUUCCCCGAGCUGAAGUUUAAGUACGUGGAGGAGGAGCAGCCUGAGGAGUUCUUCAUCCCCUACGUGUGGUCCCUGGUGUACAACUCUGCCGUGGCCCUGUACUGGAACCCCCGUGACAUCCAGCUCUUCACCAUGGACUCGGGCUGAGGGACACCGGGCCAGGCCAGCCCCGCUCCAUCCUUCAGGAAUUGAACCUCUGCACCCCUUCCAACCUGACCCCUCCAACUGCCCCCGUGACCCCAGAGCCCGUGUCCAGCCCGGCCUCACGCUGGGACAGUGCUGUGGGGCACUGAUGGCUUGUAGGCAACCUUGUGUUUAUAGUCCGUAACCUAGAGCUUGUUUGAUGAAAAUGAGGCCUUACACAUGGGGUAUGAUGUUACUACCAACCACAAACCUGAUCGUCCUUUUAACUUAACAGGCUAAAUGAGAUUGCAGGCUUUGAUUUGGAAGCAGUGUUUGUAUUUUUGGCUCUUUGGAGCGGGCAGCUUCCUUGGGUCAAGCUUUUUAUGGUCUCUUGGAUGCUGCCGUGGGGUGCUCGUUACCUAAUCCUUGUUUCCACUCACAGCCCUUCGUUUCUGUGGCACUGUCAAGGCUGCAGCCCUUAAAUUGCUGUCUACGCUGUCAUCCGAGGGAACUAAGCAAGCAGCAUCUUAAUCAGGUUAGCUCCCAGGCAGAUUCAAAACACUUGAUUUAGAUGUUUGUGGGAGGAUUUUCAAUAGCAAGUCUUCUGUUGUUGUUGUUGUUUGACUGACAAAUACUCUCCAGAGGGCAAGAAACACCUGCUUUUGGAGUCAAGUCCCUUACAGACUUGUUUUUCUGUGCUCCUGUGCAAAAUUGUUCCUGGAAAUUGAACGUGUAAGGGAAGAGGGGAAAAAAAUCCAAAGAAAAUAAUUACAAGAUUGUAAAAUAGACCAGUGUCCUGUAAAUCUGUGCUUAAUGGUGACAGUGUGUUUUGGGGAUCCUUGACGAAGCUCUGUGUUGAAAACCUCCUCUUGGCUUUUAAAGUUUUAUGGCAGAAGUAUAAAUUUAUCUGAAUGUAGAAUACUACUCUCUUUUUUUGGUUGUUUUCAAGUGCCCUUUCCUGAUAUACCUGUUUCAGCAGUGGGAAAAGCAAAAGAAGUGGUGUGAUUUUGAAAGAAAUCUCAUUUUUCAAAGUGGGGAUCGUAUUUUGGGGAUGCCUGUUGCACACACAUGCACCCACUCUCCUCGUCCCACGUGCUGCUGUGUGGGGGACUGUCAGCAGUGCAUUGCAUGCCAAAACUUCAAUUUCAAGGAAUUAGUUCUUGAAGAUGCGUGGCAACCCUCUGUAUUCACUGCCUGCUCCAGCAUGUUCUGUUUGUUGACCUGAGGAAUCGGGUGCGUUUGCUUUCAGAAAGUCCUUGGAAUGGCUUUAAAUAGAAUUUCUUGCACCGUUUCAUCCCUCUGAAGGAUGUGCUAAGAUUGUACUUUCCUUUUAUCUGCUUAUUUAGAGACAGAAGUCCAUUUGAGUCCUACACAAAUGGAAAUGCUGGCUUAUUAAAAAAAAAAAAAAAAAAGAAGAAAAAAAUGCUUCCCAAAUUUAUUUAAAUAUAGUUGCAAAGGGAUAUGUAGAGCCCAUGAGCAUUUAGGGCUUUGAAAUGGCAAAGCUUUUGAGAAAAGACGAUGGUAAGACUGGAGAUGCAGUGUUUUCUUAGGCAAAUAGGAGAAAUUAAUGAACCAUGACUGAGCUGCACAUAAGUUGAUCUGUAUUUUGGAUUUAUUCUGUUUUGUUUUGGUCUUUGAGCAAACGUCAAAAGGGGAUAACUAUUCUUGGUUACUGUAGUGAUUUGUAAUUUUGUCUUUAUUAAAAGACUAAGAGUGUUUGUGAGUCAACAGGGCUGCCCAGAUUUGGAAAGGUCAGUCUGAAGAUGCACUUUUAAACCGCGGGCUCUAAAGCUGCUGGGCUGGCUCGAUGUUCAUCUGUUUUAAACACUCCGGGGUGAGCAGCACCAGAGAGGCCCUGCCAGGGCAGACACUGCUCAGCCAGGUGUCAGACUGCAGAAAACCUGAUUUCUCUGUGAAAAGGCUUUUUGCAAGAGAGGAGGAGCAGAUGAAGCAGCAGUCUGAUGGAAAAGGUCCAGCAGCUGCUGAACCAUCGUCGGUGUCGCACAGAAAAUUCUCUCUCGCUGUCCUCCCGUUGUGGUGACGCUGAGCUGUGCAGAGGGUUUGUUCUGGUGGCGUCAUUUCCUUGUGUGUUUCGUGAAAUACCCUGCUCCUGGGUCCCAGCUGGUUUGGAACAGCUGGAGUUACCACCUAAAGCCAAAACAGCAGAGCCAGACCAAGAUUUGGGCAGAAAAUCAUUCUGGUCCCAUUGGCUCUCCCAAGAGCUGGAGUGUGACGUGGGCCUGGCAGUGUCCUGACAUCUGCAGCCUGGUAUGGUCACAAAUACUCUGUUUUUCCUUCACCUUAGGGAUCCUUUUCAUUACUUUGUGUGAAAGAUUUAUUAUGCGUAAUUACAAAAAUAAAAAAAGAUGAAACAGUAAA